Messenger RNA from Malus domestica (apple), 552 nucleotides. The record is from RefSeq and is a predicted model, not a curated record. Lineage: Eukaryota; Viridiplantae; Streptophyta; Magnoliopsida; Rosales; Rosaceae.
UUAGGAAUUAAUUUAUUUUUGCAGGGGUGGAACAUGUUGGAGGAGACAUGUUUACAAGUGUUCCAUCUGGGGAUGCCAUUUUGUUGAAGUGGGUACUUCACAAUUGGAGUGACCAACACUGCCUAAAGCUGUUGGAAAAUUGUUACAACGCUAUUCCAGACGAUGGAAAAGUGAUUAUUGUGGAAGCACUUGUUCCAGUGAUGCCAGAGACUAGCACCGCCGUGAAGAGCACCUCCCUACUUGAUGUGCUUAUGCUGAGUCAAAAAAGGGGAGGAAAGGAGCGGAGCCGAGAAGAGUUCAUGACUUUGGCAACUGGUGCUGGAUUUAGUGGCAUUAAAUAUGAAUGUUUUGUCGCCAGCCUUUGGGUGAUGGAGAUCUUUAAGUAAACAACUAUGAUCAGCAAAAUAGUGUUAUGCUUGAUUAUUAUUUCUGUGAGCUAUGUCUAGAUGUGUGUAUAAAUAAAAAUAACUCCAGCUCAUAAUUCGCAUCUCAAAAACACCUAUGUACGUGAACAUGAUCAGCAAAAUAUUUUUCUUAAAACUACAAGGAGAU